Messenger RNA from Serpula lacrymans var. lacrymans S7.9, 1809 nucleotides. RefSeq lists its product as uncharacterized. The transcript has 3 exons. The coding region runs from base 1 to 1728 and encodes 575 amino acids. Gene Ontology annotation, biological process: amino acid activation for nonribosomal peptide biosynthetic process; secondary metabolite biosynthetic process. The record is from RefSeq and is a predicted model, not a curated record. Gene Ontology annotation, molecular function: phosphopantetheine binding. Gene Ontology annotation, cellular component: cytoplasm. NCBI's taxonomy places the organism in Eukaryota, Fungi, Basidiomycota, Agaricomycetes, Boletales, Serpulaceae.
AUGUCCGCGUCCAAGGAUCUCAUUGAGCUCUUUCGCCAACAGGUGGAGCUUCAACCCACAGCUAUUGCCAUCCAGGACGAUCAUCAUACCCUCACUUACUCAGAAUUGGAGCGAUGGUCGAAUAACCUUGCUCAUGAAAUUCGCUCCCGUCUCAAAAACAAUCAUGAACAAGGUCAUAAUAUAGUCGCAGUUUUCAUCCCUCGUUCAGCUCUUCUCGUCGUCUCCAUUUUUGCCAUUGUUAAAGCAGGCUUCUCAUAUUUGCCUCUCGACAUAUCCUCGACAUCAACCAAGCUUGAUUCUCAAAUUUCGCAAGCAGGUGUUUGUCUUCUGCUAACUGUGUCAUGGCACAAGCUGCCUACUCUCGAGCAGGAUAUCUCUUUCGACAUAGUCCCUUUCGUUGAUCGUACCUGCGUUUCUAGCCAUACUGAGCUGCCACCAUUCGAUCCCGACCUGCGAAAUGAUAUUCUUGCUGUAUUAUUCACAUCAGGCAGCACUGGGCCCCCGAAGGGAGUCCUAGUGAAGCAUAUGGGUAUUUUGAAUCUGGUCUAUAACCCGGUUAUGGAUAUCCAGCCAGGCGACCAUGUGGGGAUGGCCAUUAAUCCCGCCUUCGACGCUUCUGCAAUUGACAUAUGGGGCACUCUUUGUCACGGCGGGACACUUUUUGCCUAUAAUGCCCCCUUGGGAGACGCUGAAACCGUCGUCUCAUUUAUCCGAGAGAAAAAAAUUAACAAGCUUGGUCUACCGACUCCAAUUUUCCAUCAUAUCACUAGUGACGUGUCCAACGUGGCCUCUCUGACUACUACACUUCGCAUGUUGUCUGUUGGUGGGGAGAAACUGAAAACCGCUAGUGUCCAGAGCUUCUUCCGCCAUGCAUCCACCGCUAGUAGCCUGAGCUUGAUCAAUGCGUAUGGCCCUUCUGAAGCCUCUGUCUGCACUACAGCUUUCGCAAUAUCUUCGUUAGACAUGGCCAAUGAAUACGAUGAUUCGACUUCCCAAUCUAUUCCCAUUGGUCGCUGCAUUCCUAACGCCAGCGUAUACAUUUUGGAUGAUAAUCUUCAUCCUGUGGACACCGGUCUUCCUGGUGAGAUAUGUAUUGGCGGGGUGGGUCUCGCUGCAGGAUAUAUUGGCCAGGAGCAUCUGACAGCAAAGAAAUAUGUUAUGGUCAAUAAUCUCGAAGGACAUGGUUCUUCGACUCGGGUUUAUCGUACUGGUGAUAUCGGCAAGUUCGUCAAGUCUGGCGAUGAACUUCUGCUACACUUCAUGGGUCGGAAUGAUUUCCAGGUACAGAUUCGUGGUCAGAGAUUCGAGCUUGGAGAGAUAGAGGCCAUUUUAUGUGCUGGACCUGGCGAUAUUGGCCAAGCUGCUGUCGUCGUCGCUGGAGAUGACAAGCUCAUAGCUUAUGUGGUUCAAAAUGUUGAUAUCGACUAUCAAAAGUCACCAGAUUUUAAAGCUUCCCCGACUCACAACCGACUCGGUAAUUCUCAUACGAAACCUGCCACGACUUCCUUCCGUACCCACGACUUGAUCGCAAGGUUGCGCAAACAUUGUCGCGAGAGACUUCCGUCACACAUGGUACCUCAUCGUAUCAUCAUCAAAAACAGUCUACCUCUCACACACAAUGGCAAAGUGGACCGGAAGAUGCUAGCUGAACCCGGAAUGUGGGUGGAGAACCAGCCCCCUGGUUCUAUGCUGGAACUAGAUUAUCCCAAAAGCGAAACCCAAGCUUGAGUUCAAGCUUGUAGGGUGUCGAAGAACUAGGCAGCAUAUCCGAUUUGGAAUGAACGUAAAUAGCUUUUGGACAUUCUGACU